This is a messenger RNA of Venustampulla echinocandica, 3744 nucleotides long. RefSeq lists its product as uncharacterized. Lineage: Eukaryota; Fungi; Ascomycota; Leotiomycetes; Helotiales; Pleuroascaceae. The coding region runs from base 1 to 3744 and encodes 1247 amino acids. The transcript is spliced from 3 exons. The record is from RefSeq and is a predicted model, not a curated record.
AUGACUACGAACACUAUAGAAAUCAAAACCACCAUCGAUGACCUCCGGAUUCGCGGCCAAUAUGCCCAAGCCCACGAAUUCAUUUGCAGCCUCCCACCUAAGGUUUGUGCCAUCCCUUCUGUCGCGAUCGAUAUCAUUCAAUUACAUCUGGUCCAAGGGCAUGAUGCACUCGCUGCCGAAGCUUGCGUCAUAGCACGAAAGCCAUUGUUUGUGAACGCAAGCGAUUUAGAACAUUCAGCCUUCACCAAGGAGAUCUUUGAUGUGGAUUCCGUCUGUAUUGAGCUUCUUACCGCAUAUGCCCAUAUGCGCCGAUUCUGCGAGCUUAAAGCUGCCAAGGUGAUCACUGAACGCAUUCAUGGUGUUUGGCUUGGCACUCAAGGGGUGGAAAACUUAGACCUGCUGGAAGAAAGUACUAUCCAGGCCGGAACUAACUGUCUUGAAAGCAUCGAGCAGCAGCGUAAGGAACUAUACUCUAAGUCCAAUAUCGAAUCUGAGACCGAUGGCAUUGAUAUUCAGGAAUCCCGAGUUCUUCUCGAGUUUUGGUAUCUAAAAAUUAGACUUGUACUCGCAGAUCAGUCUCUUCUGGAUAAGGAGACGGCUUGUUCGGAGGCCGCAGCCAGCCUCGAUACGUUACGAUUCUGGUGCGAAAGGCGCGGGCGCAUGAGGGAAGCUCGGCACAUUACCUAUAUGCGCCAAGGGCUUUUUGAUAACAUUGAAGAUGAGAUCAAUAUCUUAGAAACCUUCCUUGGGAAGCUAGACGAAGAGCGCUAUCCCAUAGAAAAGGCACUGACGCACCUUGAUCUGGUCUUUUGUCUAUCCAAAGCAGCAGAUUCGGAUCCUGUCACUCUGGAACAACACUCUCAUUAUCAAGAGGCUGAACGGCUCUUCAAAGCCACGGACCAUGGAUUUGGGCAUAUCGACCUCAUGGAUGCUCGCCUAGAAGCCAAGAAGGACAUGGAUCGAAAGACCCGGCUUCAGUGUAAAGAUAUUCUGGCGAAGAUGUACCGAGAUGCCGGAUGCUAUAUGAAAGCGAUUAGGUGUCUCGUUCUUUCCAUUAACUCGGGCCUAGACGAAGGUGGUCACCUGCAAACAUUGAAAAACAUUGAGACCAUCCUCACGGAAGUUGAGAGGCUUGGGUCUAAUAUGGUCAAAGAAAGCAUGCUAAUCCAGCUCAUUGCACCCGCCAUUAUCCGAUCGUCAGAGAGUGGUUGGGCGCUAGACAUCUUGAAAGUGUAUUUUGCUACACCGACUGUGUCAAUGAGUGUAAAACACCACGGACUGCUGAUGACCUGCUUUGCUUUCGCCCAAUACAAUAGUGGAAACCACCACCUUGCAGUUGAGCACGCACGGAAAGCCUUCAAUAUUGCUCUUACUGGCCACUCUUAUGUUGACCAAUCUGAUGCUGCCUACGUCCUUGCCCAUAUCCUUUCAAAGGAUGUCCAAAGGCAGACUUUGGUUUCUGAAGAAGUUAAGACACGGUGCCUAGAAGCCCGGGAGCUUAUCCAAGUCUGGGUCGAGAAGGACCGCUUGAAGAGUUACGAUUCCGGUGAGCGGGAUAAAUGCCUGCAACUUGCGGGUUUGGAGGAAUGUCUUGGCAUAUUCUCUGAUGUCGAUGAUGCUCAUACUCGGUCACAAGAGUGGAUGGAACGCUCAAUGCGAUGUGGCAAUGACACUGGUGUUCUCGUCCAUUCCGAAUUAAUCACAGACUUAAAACUUAACCAGCAGGUCACCCAAGGAUAUUAUGAACAAGCACUGAAGACCGCCUUGGACGCCUACAAAGCGUGUGAAGAAAAUUCAACCACAACCCCUUUCGUCCGUGCUCAAUGCGCGAUGCGGUUAUCCAACCAGUAUCGUACACAAGUCCAUAUAGGAAUUGGCCAAGCUAGAGAGAACAGCAAUCCUGAUUGGAGCCCAAUCAUUCGAAGUAUACUAGAAGCACUCAAGCACGCUUGGGAAGCUGUUCAAAUCUUCCAAUCAUCCUAUGGGGCAGCAAUACCGCCAUUGCUUCUAGCAACGGAAUGCAUGAACAGUGCAGUGGACGACUACACAACCUUCUUGCCUCAACAAGGAAAAGACUUCCUCAAGACGUAUCUGCCAGAAAUUGAAAAGACGGAGAAACUGUAUGAUGACAUGAGACGCAAUACCUCAAUGCAAAGCGGCCCAAUUCAGUCACUGACCUACAAACGAAAUGUCACGUCCGCUGAUAAUACGGCGAAGUUGUACACCUUCACAGCCCAGGGCUACCUGAUGCUUGAUGAUCCUGAGGCCGCGUGGAGAUGGAUGCAAAAGGGGAAGGCGAGGGCCUUGUCCGAUAUCUUCGGAAGUCGUGCCCUCGUUCCAAAUAGCUUGAUGGAUGAAAUCGGGGGCGACGACGACUCUCAUGCGCUUUUCAAGCAGGAGAAGGCACUAACAGAAGCUAUUCCCCAUGCUUCCCCUCAGGAUUACAUUAUCCUGGCACGCAAAUUGGAGGAGUUACGUUCCUCUAUGAGAAAAUUACCACUUCUCAAACAGUUACUCGGCAUCCGGGAAGGAGCUCUCAACUUGGAUUUAGGGCAACGCUUGCUUGCACCUAUUGAUCCCACACAUUCAAACUUGAGUCAUGGAAAGGUAGCAUAUGUUGACUGGUUUCUUCCCAAACUAUGGAACAGUUACAAUGACAAGAUCAUGAUGUUCGUGAGACGACAGGGCGACAAGGUCCAUGUCUUUGAGCUUCCCAUCCUGCUAUCAGAAGUACAGAUACUCUUAGAGGAGGCGUACAGGGUGACUAGAGAGGAACAGCGCUUGCGGAAAGGAGAUGGUAAUCGCUUCCUCGCCCGGUUCAGUCCGCUACUUGCUGGAAUUGAAGACACCACAUCGGAGAAUGAGCUCCUGGUUUUGUCUCCUUCGGGUCCCUUAAACAAAGUUCCCUUCCACGCCAUAUCCAUCGGUCAAUCCAAGCGCAGACUUAUAGAGAGAAACCCCAUCAUUUAUUCGUCCAGUGCUGCAAUCCUCCAACAAUGCUACCACCGUGCAACCGCUCAGGCUUCCAAGGCGCCCAGUUUAAAAAGCACCAAAGCAGAAUUCUUCGGUGUCUACGAAGAGGAGGAAUUCCAAGAGGAGCAGCAGAGCAUUUUUGAAUCCAUCGACCUUCUCAGUCGCCAGUUCCCCGGCGGCGAAGCUGUAAAAGGCGCCGAAGUAACCAAGCCGGAGUUCGUCAGACGAAGCAAAGACGCGAGCUGGGUUCAUUACCACGGCCAUGCAGUCUAUUCCAAAACCGACGUCCUCAAAUCAGGUCUCAUUCUUAGCAACGGGACGGAAAACCCCAGGUCUAGCACAGAGUCCGGCAUCCAGGCUGAGGGAUGUGGCCCUGACGAUCUCUCGGUCCCAGAAGCCUUUGACUUAAACAUGAUCGAUAGCGCACCCCAUCACACCAUCAUAGCGUGCGACUCUGGCACGCAAGACAUCGCACCGGGGGAUGAACCCUUAGGAUUGAUUCCAGCCUUGCUAUUUGCUGGUGCAACGUCUGUACUAGGUUGUAUGUGGCCGACACCAAGUCAUGCUGGAAGGUUAUUUUCCGAGUUGUUCUAUUGCGAUCUAAGCGAACAGCGGAAUACGAUGGACGUUGAUGGAGAAAUGGUUUGUAUGCUGAACUUGGCGGAAGCAUUGAGAAGGGCUGUUUGCCAGAUGAUGAACAAGGAAGGGACGAAGGCGCCGUAUUACUGGGCCCCGUUUGUGCUAUAUGGAGCUUGGUUUCGUGUUGCAUGA